Messenger RNA from Morchella sextelata, 552 nucleotides. RefSeq lists its product as uncharacterized. The record is from RefSeq and is a predicted model, not a curated record. Lineage: Eukaryota; Fungi; Ascomycota; Pezizomycetes; Pezizales; Morchellaceae. The transcript has 2 exons. The coding region runs from base 1 to 552 and encodes 183 amino acids.
AUGUUCGCCAACGGGGGUAAUAUCAACACGGGGCCCUUUCUUCAGGCCUCCCCCUCGCCAGUUCAAACAACUCUCAAGCGACGCCGCCGUUCAGGGUCCAACGCAGAAGAUCCCUCGCACGCAGAAAGCCAACCGCAGAUUCCUACAGCCGAUGCUAGGUCUACUAUCAAGAGACCACGACGAGAUCUACAGCCUGCAUUCCAGCUCUCCUUUGUUGCCCCACAGAACUCACAAAACUCCUACAAUACAUACCAGCCGUCCCCACCCAUCGGCGACAGUGAGAGCGACUCUUCAACCGAUAGAUUCGCGGUGCACUUUGGCGAUGAAGAUGUCGUGAUGGAUGGGCAGCAUGAGCAGCAAAAACAGCAAAACGCAAUGCCAAGCGUGGUUACAAGCCCGCCGACGGAGGUGAUGGGACGGCUGGAGGUGAGUGGAGAUGUUGAUAUGGACCAGACAGUUACAAAGAAGAAGGCGACUGGGUUCAGAAUGGGAUUUAGAGGGGAUUGUGAGAAGUGCAGGCUAAGAGUUCCGGGACAUUAUAGUCAUUACUGA